AUGUAUCAUAUUUAUUUAAAUCGUAAUGGUCGUUGGACAUUAUUAAAAAAUAUUCUUGAAAAAUUAGUUCAUGUGCAUGAUUUUGAUUUAACAAAUAGGUUUCCUGAUAUAAGACGUUUUAUAUAUUUAUGUGUUAAUGAAAAAACAAUAAAUUUUCUUGUUCAAAUGGAUAAUUUAUCAUAUGGUGUUGUAUUUUGUUCAGUAACAAAUGAUUGUAUAACAAAUGAAAAAUUAAAAUUAAUUGAAUUACCACGUGCUCAACAACUAUUAACAAUUUAUUCAGCAUUUAUUAAAUCUUUAAAUCAAGAUUUUUUUUAUUAA
Messenger RNA from Rotaria sordida, 321 nucleotides. Lineage: Eukaryota; Metazoa; Rotifera; Eurotatoria; Philodinida; Philodinidae. The record is from the annotation of a GenBank genome assembly.